AUGUCGCAACAGCCUCGACGACGCCGCGGCAUAGGACAGUGUGAGCAGACUGGAGGAGGUAUCCAAGACACCAGCGCUGUUCAGAAUCCUGGUGGCCAGAAGCACGGAGAAGGCGAGGGAGAAGCAGCACUCGCCGCCAUUGAGAUGGAUCAAUCCCCGAUCAUCCGCGCAUUGCGGCGGCAGCCCCUCUGGAUCGUGCUGGCCGUCUCGAGCGGAGCGUGUGCGGCCUUUAAUGGUGUAUUUGCUAAACUAACGACCACUUCCCUGACAUCCAACUUGUCGUCUUCGAUCGCAACCUUUUUCUCCCUCUCCCCCAGCAAUACCUUCGUCGACCUCGCCGUCCGGGGCACAUUCUUCCUCCUUAACCUACUCUUCAACGCUCUCAUGUGGGGGCUCUUCACGUCCGCCCUGACCCGUGCAGAGUCAACGACCCGCGUCAGCAUCAUCAAUGUCUCGGCGAACUUUGUCAUCACCGCUGUGCUCGGUGCCUUGAUCUUUGGGGAGAAGCUGGGCGGUAUGUGGUGGGUAGGCGCGGGGAUGUUGGCCGCGGGCAAUGUCGUGAUCGGAAGGAGAGAGGAAGGAGCGAAGCCUGGUGGGAAUAUGGGGCUGGACGAGACGAGGGAGGAGGCAGAGGGAUUGGUGGGCGGAGAAGAAGAAAGAGGCGGCCACGUGGAAGAUGACCUGGUAGAGCUACAUGACAACCCCGGAGAAGGGCAGAGAGCAGAGUGA
Molecule: messenger RNA, 729 nt
Organism: Fonsecaea pedrosoi CBS 271.37
Lineage: Eukaryota; Fungi; Ascomycota; Eurotiomycetes; Chaetothyriales; Herpotrichiellaceae
Exons: 2
Coding region: 1-729 (242 amino acids)
Source: RefSeq, a predicted model, not a curated record